CUCGUACGCUAGUAUAUAACCACACACCAUUGGGAGUGUACGUGUUACUCUCUCCCUUGUAUAGUUUAGUGACUGUCGGUGCAAAGUGAUUGACAACCACCGAUAACCUCUGUAACAGUGAUUGCACGCAUUACCAACACCUGUACAGCAACUGCACUGUAGUACCAAGCUCUUGUGAGGUACAUCUGUGCACAUCUGGGUUGGUUGUGUUGUGUGGGCGGUAGUACGUGUGUGGUCUACACCUGGACACCUCAGCUGACCUCAGUUUGCUCUUCCUCCGCCAUCAUCUUCACCAUGAAGUCUAUCAACUGGGACAAGUCUGCUGUGCCCGUGAGGACAUCCACCGUAGCGGUGAGGUCACCGAGGGGUCAACCGGAGGUAAGACAAGAGCGGCAGGAGAUACGGGAGUACCUGGAGAAGCUGCGUCAGCUGGUGCCUGCGUGUCCCAAGGCAGGUAAAGUGUCGCGGCUGGCGGUGAUUCAGCACGUGAUCGACUACAUUGUGGAGCUUCAGGACACCCUCGUCCACCACCCCGUCAACACCAUCCUCGCUGCCAAUCACCUCACCGCCCUACACGACAACCCCCUCCUCCCUCUACAACACCUGGACGACAACACCAACAAAACAUCCUUUCCGGCAACCUCAACACCAACAGAAACAAGCAUUAGUAAGAACAACAGUAAUACUAAUAAGAACAGCAGAACCAGCACCAACAAGAAAACCAGCAGCUGCAGACGACCGCUGGGCGUGCUGUCAUCCCUUAAGAACCACAGAAAUCAAUGAGAAAUUCCCCAAAUAAACUAUUUAACAACCACACUCUCCGAAUCCCACGUACCAAAGAAUUAGUUAUAAAAAGUGGAGUGUUUGUUGAGUUAUGGUAGGUGUGAAAUAACAGAUGGUGUUGACCAAAUAUGUCGCCUUGGCCUGCCACCUUGACUACCAAAACGGUGGAGGGGGACGCGGCCCUCCCUGCACCACGCCGUGCGCCCCUGACCUGUCGGACGGCUCACUGCCCAUAUUGGUAACAAGACCUGCCUGCCCGCACCCACCCGGAAGCCCCUCCUGCUUCUCACCACAAUAUUCCCAACUAUGUAGUAUCUGAAACAAGUAUCACCGACCUAACUACCAUCCCGCAUCUAGGAUAAACAAGCUGAUGACUCACGCAUGCGGCAAGAAGGUUGUGUUUUGUCGCCGGCGGGGACGUCACAAGAUGCGGGUGGGAGGGGGCGCACCUGCUGGGACCCGCUCCUGUCGCCCCGGGCGCCAGCCACUCAUGUCACACCUGCACCGCUACCUUGCCUCCCACACCUGGCCCACACACGUGUUUCCUCCCUACACACCUGCACCUCUACCUCGUCUCCCGCACCUGGCCCACACAUGUGACUCCUCCCUACACAUCUGCACCGCUACCUCGCCUCCCACACCUGGCCCACACACGUGUAAUCCCUCUUUACACACCUGCAGUAGUACGUCGCCCGUCGUCACACAGGAACACGUGGUCUUCACACGUACCCGAGACUAAUACAUCUUUAGAUCCUACACCUGUAUCUCCACACCUGCAUUACAACCUCCAAAAACAGCUGUAGAAACCCAGUAUCACCAGCUGUAUGCGGGCUUUACCUUGGAAUGGUAAUAAUCAUCUGUCUACGAUAC
Molecule: messenger RNA, 1653 nt
Organism: Homarus americanus (American lobster)
Lineage: Eukaryota; Metazoa; Arthropoda; Malacostraca; Decapoda; Nephropidae
Product: DNA-binding protein inhibitor ID-2-A-like
Exons: 1
Coding region: 295-783 (162 amino acids)
Biological process (GO): negative regulation of transcription by RNA polymerase II; circadian regulation of gene expression; cell differentiation
Cellular component (GO): nucleus; cytoplasm
Molecular function (GO): transcription regulator activity; protein dimerization activity
Source: RefSeq, a predicted model, not a curated record